Messenger RNA from Hyalella azteca, 1006 nucleotides. RefSeq lists its product as uncharacterized. The coding region runs from base 132 to 764 and encodes 210 amino acids. Lineage: Eukaryota; Metazoa; Arthropoda; Malacostraca; Amphipoda; Hyalellidae. The transcript has 6 exons. The record is from RefSeq and is a predicted model, not a curated record.
UGUGAGUUUUAGUUCAUAACACAUCGUCCUGUCGCGCGCGCAACAACUUGUGGUUAAGCAGCAACCUGGAACUUCUUCCACCAGAAAGUUACCUUGUGAAGUUAGAGUGUUAACACUUCAAGCCCAUCAAGAUGAAGUUGCUUUUCGUCAGCGCCAUCGUCGCGUUGCUGACAUCGUCAGCCAACGCCUUCUUUUGGCCGUGCCCUGCCAUUACGGCUGACAACACCACCUCUCCCAACGUCACCGUGGCUAACGCUGAGAUCAAGUCUUUUUUUCCGGCGAACGUGUACCUGAAAUCCGGAUCUGCGGAAGACAACACGUAUUCCUGCCUAAAGAUCUCCCUCCUCGAGUUGAAUGCCACAGCAGGGACUGGCAAUGCAACAUAUGAAUACUACCUCAACGGCGUGGAGAAAACUAAUCAGGGCACCUACGCGCUGGCAAAUAAGUCUCCAUUUGGCAUCACAUUCACUGGCCUCCCCAACAAAAUGUUCGGCGCAGACUCAGGCACCAAGUCUCUAGCGUACGUGAGCAAGGGAACUAACUAUGGCAUCUUCAGGAGCUGUCAAGGCGGAUUCCUCAACUUCGGCUACACGAACUAUGCCUACUUGUUCACAACCUCAAGCUUCGAUUCGACUGACCUGGACUGGCGCUGCAUGGCUACAGGCUUCAAGACGGUAGUGCCAGCCAUCGGCGGGGGGACAGUGUACCCAGGAGGGAUUUGUUCUUCCGGAGGUGGUCAUGGUGGAGGGCGUAUCUCAUACUGAGCGUUCAUCUUCAGCGUCCGCCCCUCAAACUGUCCUUAUGAAUCUAAUCCUACAUAAUUGAAUGAAGUUGAUCAGUUUAUCAGAAAUUAUCAGAAAUUUAUAUUUAUAAUCUGGAUGUUAGACAGAAUGUGCCUUGGGGUUUAUGCGUUCAAAAUCAUUCAAAUUGUUCCAAGACUGUAUCGCUUUCGGGCAUAAACAGUUCGCUUAAAAUGAGUGAAAUUGAAUAUAGAUGAACAACUUUU